AUGCGUGCAUCCUCGCCUGUGCAGCGACUGCGGGCCCAGCUGGACGCCUCGCUCUACCCGCCUGGCGCAGUGGCCAACCCACUGUUCACACCCUCGGUCGUCACACCCUCGUCGCCCGGUCCAUACGCACCGUACGGCCUGCCGCGGUCGACUGCGAGCUAUGCCCAUGCCACGCCUUAUGAGCAGCGAUCGCUCCGCCCAGCGGUCACCGCCUCGCCUGCUCGCGCUGCAGCAGAGUCGGCUUCGCUGUCUGAUGCUGGUCUCCUUGCCUCUCAGGACGUUCACGCGCGUUCCUCGGCGCUCUCAGCCUCUCUCGGCUCGCUCUUUCACAAGCUCGAGUCGUUGCAGGGCAUGGUGGCUGCGUCGGCGGCGGCAUCACCUGCGCGAUCGGCCGCCCGCUCGGCCUCCCCGCCGCAGCCGGUCCGCUCGUACUAUCAGACGCCACGCUCGCCUGGUCCGCUCUCCUCGACCGAGUUGCUGUCGUCGCCGCCGCCAAGAGUGCCACCAGCUGUGGUAUCCAGCCCGCCAGCGGCGCUUCAUGCCAAUGGCCACGAGUCGACCGCCGCAACCAUCGCUCGGCUGGAGGUGCAGAUCAUGAAGCUCGAGGCCGCCAACCACCGACUGCAGGCGCGCCCACCGGCCAACGCUCACUCGCCGGCCCAGGAGCGGGCGCUGGCGGAAGAGAGGCUGCGAACCAAGGAGCUUGAGCGCAAGGUGGCUGCACUGGAGCGGCGCCUGGCCAAGACCGAGCCGCCGCGCGACAUGCGCGCCCGACUUGAGGCAGAGUUCCAGAAGCGGCUCGACACCGAGAUGGAGGUCAUGCAUGGCCAGCACAUGCGCAAGCUUCGCCCCCUCCGUGCCAAGGUCCAGGAACUGACCGACGAUCUGGACACGCUGCGCGCCGCGUCAGCCCGGCGCGCUACCUCGGCCUCGGCAUCUGCCGCUGCCGAGGCCGACGUCCUCCGCGCCCACAUUCGCGAGCUCGAGACCGACAACGCCACUCUUGCCCGUGAGCUUGCCGCCUCCACCGCGCUAGCUGCUCGUGUGGCCUCGCUCUCGGACGAAAACGCGCAGCUGCAUGCGCGGAUCGCCGAGCUGGAGACCAGCGCAGACAGUAAUCUCCCGCCCGAUGUCGACCUCUAUGAUGAGAUGGGCGCCCUGCUCACUCGCCUCGCCGAUGUCGAGACCGACAACAACCGCCUCGCUCUCGAGCUCGAGCACGCGCUCGCCGCCAAGGCCGAGGCCGAAGCCGACGCCCUCGCCUACAAUCUUUCGCUCACUGCCAAGACGACUGACACUGUUGCUGAUACCGCUGCAGAUACUCAUUCCGAGGCCACCUUGGUUGCAGUUGCUAGCGACGGCGUGUCCGCUGAUGCCGACGACUCCGAGUACGAGUACGAGUACGAGGAAGUCCAAGUUGGCCAACACGACGUUGACCAUGACCACGUCGUCGACGUUGAUGACGGCGAAGUCGAGCACGCACCCUCCCCAGCCAUCCAGCUUGCCGCCAUCGCUGCCUCCAUCGCCUCGCCUGCCUCGCCACGCGAGACCCAGGACGCGCUCCACAAGCGAUUCCUCAACUCGCCGUCGCGCCACCUCACCGGCUCGGCAGCCAUCCACCUCGCCGCUCUCACGAGCCCUGCGUCCUAACCCCCUCCCUUCCCUACUCUCGGCGCAAUACACAUCUGUCCGUCUCCCC
Thecamonas trahens ATCC 50062 is the source of this 1699-nucleotide messenger RNA. RefSeq lists its product as uncharacterized. The transcript is spliced from 2 exons. Bases 1 to 1650 code for a protein of 549 amino acids. The record is from RefSeq and is a predicted model, not a curated record. Lineage: Eukaryota; Apusomonadida; Apusomonadidae.